Dovyalis caffra is the source of this 381-nucleotide messenger RNA. Lineage: Eukaryota; Viridiplantae; Streptophyta; Magnoliopsida; Malpighiales; Salicaceae. The record is from the annotation of a GenBank genome assembly.
AUGAGGCAAAUAGAAUCAUUAAAUUUUAGAACACCCCAACACCCUUCUUUGGGUACCAAUAACUGGGGUGGUGCUUCUCCUAUGUUAGCAAGGAACGUACCGAAGGAGUCACUGGAGCAAAAGUACUUAAGGAUCAACAGCAUCCAUACGCGUGACAAGAUCUUUCUAUCUACUGAUGAUGACUUCAACUACUUGCCUCAGACUUGCACACCUAAGUAUGAAAUCCCCCAAACACCAAGUCGCAGACGUAAGGGAAUUCUGUUGAAGUUUUUGUUUCCAAAGGAGGAGAAGACUGCUACCUUGGGUUCAAAUUCAAAGAAAAAGAUAUGGUUCCCUAGAUGGGAUCCUAAAAAUAGAUGGCCUCAAGAAAUAUAUGCUUAG